AUGAGGCUCUUCUCAAGCCCUGAUGACGGACGGCUUGGUGCCAAGCUCGACAAUCGGGUUUUGCACGUGGAACCUUGCUCUGCCCUGUGGCCCCACUACCAAGACCCACUGGGCUUUCUCGGCCAGCCCGCCGAGCCCACGAUUUUCUUGGAGUGGAGGUCUAUUGUCACGCUGGUGGUGUUUGUGCUUGCGAAUGGCACAUCCCUCGCCACUUUCCAGCGGUCGACCUUCGUCCGCCUGGAUUUCCCCAUGAACAUCGUCACAGCACCCCUCAUUGGCGACCUUUUCCUGCUCGCCAUCUUGGCCAUUGGCGCCCAGGAGGUGAAAGAGGGAACGCUGGGUGCCAACCACAUCUCACCGCUCGAUAUUAUGCUCUUCUUUAUCUCACUAGCAUACAUCGCCAUAUCUAUCGACGCCUCCGGUAUCAUUCGCUACCUGGCGUUCAAAGUGCUGCAAUGGGGGGGUGAGGCCGGCCACCGCCUGUUCUUCUACCUCUUCGCCUUCUGGUUCGCUCUCACUACCUUCGUGGGGAACGACCCCGUCAUCCUUUCGGGGACUGCGUUCCUGGCCUACAUGACGCGUGUCUCGAGCAAUAUUGUCCACCCUCGCGCCUGGAUCUACAGUCAAUUCGCCGUAGCCAACAUGGCUUCCGCCAUCUUGGUCUCGUCCAACCCGACCAACCUCGUCCUCGCUGGCGCUUUCCAGAUUCGAUUUAUCGACUAUACGGCACACAUGAUCGUCCCCGUCAUCAUCACUGGAGUUGUCUUAUUCCCCUUUCUGCUCUACAUCGUCUUCAACAACGAGUCGCUCAUUCCGCGUUCCAUCAGAAUGCACGAGCUGCCCGAAGAAGCAAGGGGUCGCAAACCAGUCAACCCAAACAUCCCACACGCUAGAGGAACCGCAGAACAGCAGGAGGACACUGCGGGCGAGCAAGGGAAGCUGCUCUCACUUGAGGAGAUCGUCAACCCGUUUCUAGACCGUAAAGGCGCUAUCUUCGGCGCCGUCAUCAUGGCGGCAACGCUGAUCGCCGUCUUGGCAUUCAACGCCGCGGCGCAGAGCACGGGAGAAACCCACGUUUUCUACAUCACCCUGCCGGCUGCCGUCAUCAUGUUCAUUUGGGACGUGUCAUCUGGGUGGAUCAACCGCCACGAAACCCGCGAGAUCGCUCGCAAGGGCCGCGAGGAACUUGAGCGGCUCCGGCUGGAACGAGAACUGCAACAAGAACAGGAGAUGAUGACGCUUGAAGCGCAGGGGUUACCGCCUGCCUCUUCGAACGAGUCCGUUGUCGCACCGACAGGCCUACCCGACGCCGGGCUGAAGUGUCGGAAGAGCGAGCUUGGUAGUACCAGUGCCGAAGACGAAGUCACCACCAUGGCUGGUAACACGCCUGAGAAGUCACCCACGCAAGAAAUCGGUGUGGCCGAGAGCUGUCGGGAGAAGAAUACUGGGAUCAAGUCACCCCGGGGAUCGCACCGUGUACAGCAGCCGCCGCGGACGAGCCUGGUCUCGCUGGCGAAGGACGCCUUCGCCUGGUCACAAGAAACAUUCCCAACAGCAACAGCCGUGAUGGCUCAUCUACCCUUUGCCCUGGUGCCUUUCGCCUUCUCCAUGUUCGUUCUUGUCCAAGCACUAGUUACCAAGGGCUGGGUGCCAAUCUUUGCCAAAGGCUGGGAUGCCUGGGUGUCCAAGACUGGCACGGUUGGGGCCGUUGGAGGAAUGGGCUUCCUUUCGGUUAUCCUGUGCAAUUUCUCCGGCACCAACAUCGGGACCACUAUCCUCCUCUCCCGCAUGAUCCAAGCGUGGCAUGAAAUCCACCGCUUCGACCACACCGACCUUUCGGACCGCACCUACUGGGCAACUAUCUACACCAUGGCCCUCGGCGUCAAUUUUGGCGCCUUUAGCACCGCCAUCAGCGCCUCGCUGGCCGGUCUUCUCUGGCGGGAUAUCCUCGGCAAAAAGCACAUCCACAUCAAGCGGCUCGACUUCGCCACGGUCAACCUGCCCAUCAUCGCCAUCGCCAUGACGGUCGGCUGUGCCGUGCUGAUCGGAGAGAUGUACAUCAUCAAGGAUGACACGCCAAUACCCUUAUGA
Molecule: messenger RNA, 2091 nt
Organism: Chaetomium globosum CBS 148.51
Lineage: Eukaryota; Fungi; Ascomycota; Sordariomycetes; Sordariales; Chaetomiaceae
Exons: 5
Coding region: 1-2091 (696 amino acids)
Biological process (GO): arsenite transport; transmembrane transport
Cellular component (GO): membrane
Molecular function (GO): arsenite transmembrane transporter activity
Source: RefSeq, a predicted model, not a curated record